This is a messenger RNA of Magallana angulata, 2782 nucleotides long. RefSeq lists its product as uncharacterized. The transcript has a single exon. The coding region runs from base 520 to 1473 and encodes 317 amino acids. Lineage: Eukaryota; Metazoa; Mollusca; Bivalvia; Ostreida; Ostreidae. The record is from RefSeq and is a predicted model, not a curated record.
AUAACUAUAUGAAGGAUGAAAAUACAGUAACUUUAUAAAAAAAGAAAAAAGGAACAAUAUUCUAAGUUUCUUUUUACGUCCCUCAUGCAAACAUAAUGUUUAAACAACAUUUGAUUGAUAGCAUGGGCCAUCAUUAAGUCAACUGAAAGAGUUCAAAAGGGCGGACCAUCUAUAUUCCAUGGCACAUUGGAGUAUGAGCAUAUAAAUGCUGAAAAGAAAGCCCGAUUUAUGCGCACUCAGAUGGGUGCAUCCCUCCCGUGAAUGGGGUGGAUUAAGCGCGAUCUCACCCAUGUGAUGGCCGGGGGUUUCUUUGUGGUUCGUAAAAGCCUGGCUGGCCGUUCACCGCUCGUCGCGCAGAUUUCCAUCAACAUGACAAUAAAAGGGGAUAUUCUCCUCUGAAUUGCCAAUAGGUAACACUUUCGUAUAGUUUAUGGAAUAAUGUUAAGUGUUUUCGUCCUUUAAGGAUAAAUAUUAGAGGCUGUCGAUGGUUUGGUGAUUUUUCUGUGGAUUUUGACGGUUAUGUUCCAGGUGCAACAGUCGCGGGAAUUGGACAUGAAGCGUCACAAUGAAUCGACAAGUUCCUUGUUGAAUUUCGUGGACAUUGCAUCUAGCAAUAUCAAAAUGGCCCUGGACCGACCGACAAAGUCCAAACGGAAGGUCAACCAUCGAAAAUAUCUACAGAAACAGCUAAAGAGUUGUGGAACUGUUCAGCAAGAGGACCACAGCAGACGACAGUUGUCAGGGACCCAACAAAUCAAGCUGAUGAGAAAGGAUGGAGCACAGGCUGGUGUACAGAUGAAGUCUCUGCAGGAUUUAUUCGACCCAAGAACCUUGCAUGAGAAAUGCUGCGCCGAUCCUUGCAGCAAAAGCCGGGGAUCGAAGGUACCAUUGAGAAAACGAAACCUUCCGCCGUCUUUCUUUCUGGAACCGUCAAGGCCAGAGCAGAGAGACAGUCUAGUUGAGUCGCUUACUUCCGCUCUCCCAGACGAUUUUCUGCAUUCGUUUCACCGUGCGCCAGAGUUGGAUACCCUGUCUUCGGACACGUUGGACUCAAUCCUUGGAAAUCACGACUUCCAGGAACUCCUCAAUGUUGGGCAAUGGAACGACUCAAGCAGAGACAGUUCAGAAAGCGACCCCUGUUCAUCCAAUUCGGAUUACAGUGCCUUCAAUAAUACCGUGUAUUUUUCAGAAAUUCGUAGUCCAGAUGAAUUUCCACACGAGGCCUGGUCGUCGUCGCAAACCUGUUCAAACACGUCACAAACAAUGUUCACCGAUAACGCCAGUUCCCAAGUUUGUCACCAGCCAUUUGAACAGCUGCUGUUGCCGGAACCAAAAUCAAAUCCUGCCUUGUCACCUCGGGACACUUCAUCCAAACUGCCAACAUUUCCACAAGCUUUCCUUAAUAGAGACUGCUUGAGUUCUAGCCAACAGUGGGGAGAGGUUCCUUUCUAUUCGUGUUACACAUAUCUUUGAACACUUCUAUUAAUCACGUUUGCUUUUUGAAAUCGUGGUUGUACUGUAUAUAUCUUUAUAGUAUAGCAUCGUCUUAUUCAUAUUUUAAUAAAGGAUGUAAUUUUUUGUUACAUUUAUUUUAUGUUGAAUUUAAUGUCAUGCGCGGAUCCAGAAAUUUUUUCCAGGGGGGGGUCCGAAGGAUAAUUGUGUUUGCCAGGGGGGGGUCCGAGGCAUAUUUUCGCGAUAAUUUUACUAUGUAAAUUUAAUAAAUUUUCAUUUUCCAGGGGGGGUCGGGACCCCCCCGACCCCCUCUCUAGAUCCGCGCAUGAAUGUAUUGUAGUGACUGGUCAAAUUUUUAAAACGUACUGAAUCGUAGUAAUAAGUAUAUAUUAAGAUUUACAAGUACAGGUGUACAUUGAUCCGUCUUGUAAGAGAAUACAAGUUCAGGUAAUGUCAAAGUUAUUACAUCACAAUCAAUAAAAAUAUAUUUAGAAAUGUUGAGAUUUCAAUAAACUUCUUGUUGAUAAAUAGAAUAUAUUUUGACGCUGAAAAAGUAAUAUACGAAUUUUUUUUACUAUCAAUACUUUAUGUGCUAUACCACUUCGUGUUUUGAUUUGUUGUACUAAUAUAUAAGUAAAAAUGACAUACUAUUAGCGUACUAUUCUAAUGUUUAUUUUAAUGCUUAAUUCAGCUCAUUUUACUUCAAACCCUGUUUUGAAUUGAAUUGAUAUUUACAUGAAUUAUUUAUUGUUGAUUAAUAAUAUUAAUGUACGAUUGACGUCAAACACACUCGUACGAUUCGUCUCUUAUAUCGCUCUACAAAUAAUGCUCACAGACGUAUUUUUUAUUCAAUCUUCUGUCUCUUGUUGUAUCACCGAAAACUCGUUAAAUUAAUUUCACGAUCUCCUCAUGUUAUAUGUACACGUAAUGUUUGUUUGUUCCAAUAAAAUAUCAGUCUGUUCUGAAAAUCAUGUGAGAACUGAUUAAUUAACUUUACCCACCCCACCCACUGUAGCAUAAACCCAAUGCCAUCACACUAUAGUAUAUGCAGCAGAAUCAUCAUCACUCGAUCAAAGAAGACCCAUGUGACCAAUCUAAUUUCAAGAUAAACUCGAUUAAAAGAAGUUUGAUUAUGGAUAUUAAUACAUGUAAGUAAUUAUAUAAUAAACAUAUUGAUACUUCAUCCAUUACUGUAAGAGUGAAAAAAUGAGGAAAUAAUCAGUUUCGAAUUUUGACAGUGGGCACAAUCAUUCCUGUUGGCGUUGGUAGCGCUCGAUUUAAAUUAUAUUGAACAAUUUUCUGUGAUAAUUCAUCUCUCUCUUUCUCUCUC